This is a messenger RNA of Acanthoscelides obtectus, 1627 nucleotides long. Lineage: Eukaryota; Metazoa; Arthropoda; Insecta; Coleoptera; Chrysomelidae. The record is from the annotation of a GenBank genome assembly.
CACCUUUGUUGGACCUCGGCAAGGUUCAGAUUUGGCUGUCGUCGUAAUGUGUACCAGAGAGAAGCGCGGGAAGCGUUCAAUAUGUAUGUUAGAAAGAGUGCGGCGAUGGCGUCCGUGACCUGGUAGCUAAGCAACGACGUGCUUCUUACUCUUUCUGACACAUGUAUUGCACUAUUCUCCUGUUUCUGUCUCGUACACAUUACGACGUCAGUUGUAUUUGGUUUUCAGUGUACACUUCCUACGGCAAUAUCAGUCACAGAAUCAAGAAAAUUUUGGAAUUAAAGUAGCAAACGAUAUCGUUUAAAAAAACUUCAACCAGCAACGAAACUUCCGCGUCAGAUUGGUUAAUUAACAAAUGUUAGCCCGUUACAUAACAGAGAACCACGAUCACGAUUACUCAUCGGUACAUACGGUCAAGGCAGGACAACGUCUAUUAUGAUGCUUAUGUCAUAACCAAUAAAUUGCACGUGUUUCUCUGAAUGUCAGAGUCGUAUGUAAAUAAACAAUUUAAGGCUUAUUAAAGUGCUGAAAAUAAUAAUCUUUGGCGUUAUAGGAUAAGAAUUAUUUUAGAUUUAAACGGUAAAAAUGCCCAAGAUACGUGCUGAAAAAAAGAAUAGAGUGCAUAAUGAAAUUGCUAAACAGGGUAAGUACUUAGUGUAUUUUCAUUUUCUCUUUCAAAACAAAUGUAUUAUAUUUCCAGGGAUUUUGUUCAACAAGGAUUUUGGCCAACAUAUCCUUAAGAACCCCAUUAUCAUUACAUCCAUGUUGGAAAAAGCGGGUCUUCGUCCAACUGAUGUAUGUCUCGAAAUCGGUCCCGGUACUGGUAACAUGACUGUAAAACUACUGGAGCAAGUAAAAAAGUUAUAGCCUGCGAAAUAGAUACCAGACUUGUUGCUGAAUUGCAAAAACGAGUUCAAGGAACGCCUUUACAAUCAAAGUUACAAAUUUUAGUUGGAGAUGUACUGAAGACUGAGCUACCUUUUUUUGAUAUCUGUGUGGCAAAUAUACCGUAUCAGAUAUCAUCACCUUUAGUAUUCAAAUUACUGCUACAUAGGCCUUUCUGUAGAUGCGCUAUACUUAUGUUUCAACUAGAAUUUGCUCAAAGACUUGUAGCUAAACCUGGUGAUAAGCUAUAUUGUCGUCUUUCAGUAAAUACCCAACUGUUGGCAAGAGUCCAUAUGCUAAUGAAGGUUGGCAAAAAUAAUUUCCGGCCCCCACCAAAAGUGGAGUCUGCUGUUGUUAGGAUAGAACCUAUAAACCCACCCCCACCCAUUCCUUAUACAGAGUGGGACGGUCUUACUAGAAUUGCCUUUACUAGGAAGAAUAAAACAUUGGGCAGUGCUUUCAGACAAACGGCUGUUGUGGCAAUGUUGGAAAAAAACUACAAACUACACUGCAGCUUAAAUAACAAGGAGGUGCCUAAAAAUUUUAACAUGAAAGAGAUGUUAGAAAAGGUACUUACGAGUAUAAAUGCUGAUCAAAAGAGGGCAAGAACUAUGGAUAUAGAUGAUUUUAUUGUGAUUCUACAUGCUUUCAACCAGGAAGGCAUACAUUUCUCAUAAUAUACAUUUAAUAUAAUUAAGUUUGUUAUGUACAUAGUAUGACAAUAAAGGAUGUAUUUUAAAAC